This is a messenger RNA of Nannizzia gypsea CBS 118893, 654 nucleotides long. RefSeq lists its product as hypothetical. NCBI's taxonomy places the organism in Eukaryota, Fungi, Ascomycota, Eurotiomycetes, Onygenales, Arthrodermataceae. Bases 1 to 654 code for a protein of 217 amino acids. The record is from RefSeq and is a predicted model, not a curated record. The transcript has a single exon.
AUGGAGAAAAUGCCAGCUGUACGACGUUAUCUGACUGCGGAAAAGACAGCGCUCAUCAUGCAGUGGGUUGAUAAAGUCAACUCCCAGCCAUGCAUCGGAAUGAAACCCCGUGAGCCUAAUAAAAUCGCUGAACCGAAGGAUAUCACAUUACCUGCAGCAGCCCCCGCAAAAACUGCAGCAGAGAAAGGACAACCUCCGAAAUACAAGCAACUUACCCUCAAGAGCACGAGGCUAAGGCGGGUCCGCGUCAUAUCUCGGGGAUCCCGACAAGACGACGGGCAAACAAAUGAAAAAGUGGAAGCUGUAGCAAAGGAAGAGGAGAGAAAGGAAGAACAUGUGAAGGAGACGAAAAGAGUUGCUCAAACAGAGAAGGGGUAUGGGGAAGAGAAGAGAGAUAAGGAGGUGAAAAAGGAAAUCCGCAAGCAAGCAUUGCCCAGCAAUCCAAUGAUGUCCAGCGUUAUCGCCUCCAAUUUGCGCAUGUUCUGCGUGGAGAUUGUGGUUCCAUCAAGUGAAAAGAAGCAGCAAGCCUCUCAAGAAAAACAAGCUUGUGGAGACUCCAAUCGAGCAGACAGUGAGAAACGAAAGCGAAGAGGGGGUACAAGGGCAAGAGGCGGACGGGCAAAGUGUCCUAAACUGGCAAUAGAGAAGGGUUGA